AUGCAGGCUACUUAUUGGCGGCAGACUGCCAUUGAAAUCAACCAGCUUGUCGAUAAUAUAAUGGCUAAUAUCGUUUCAAUGAAGAGGGACAUGGAAGACAGCUCAUCUGCAAGAGCAUCUAGGAACAGACGUUCCUGGCUGUCCCAGUCCAGCAUGCAAUUUGAGGAGACGCGCCUACAGACUUUCCAGCAUUGGCCGGAGAGCUUUCCUACUUCCCCAGCUGACCUGGCCGCUGCUGGCUUCUUUUUCAUUGGGCCUGAGGACAGAGUGAAAUGUUUUUGCUGCGGUGGGGUGUUGUUUGACUGGGUUGCUGAGGAUGACCCCAAGGCAGAGCACAAGAAGUUCUUCCCAAGCUGCUCUUUCAUCCAGGGGAAGGAUGUAGGAAACCAAGAAAUGCCUCAGACUGAGGGCCUCCAGGAUGCUGUGGAUGGACAGUUCCUUGGCAUGUUGCAAAACUUAAGCAUGGAAGAGGCUACUGUAGACUUUCAACCAGAAUACCCAGAUAUGGAGAUGGAAGGAGAUCGCCUGGAGACUUUUGAAAAUUGGCCAGCUUCUGCUCGGGUGACUCCAGAGUCGCUCGCCAGAGCAGGAUUUUUCUACACAGGUAUGUAAGCUCAAAAGAACUGAAAAAAGGGGUUAUGCUGUUUUAUAUUAUUAUUGGCGUAAUGAAAUUUAUAUACAGCUUGCUAGAAUGAAGCCAUUCCCCCUAAGCAGUUUGCAAACAAAAGAUACCAAAUGUUUAAAAAAGUUAUAUGAAAAAUGAAUAAAUAAAACCAGAGCUGAAAAAGCGUUUAGCUUUCAGAAGUUUUGGGAGGCUCAAACAAGAGCGGUGGCAGCCUGAAAUUCCUUUGUGAAAGUGCUGCUCUGGUUUGAGAUGGGUGCAGUUUUUGAUACUAUGGGGUGGUGCUUCACAAGAGCUUUUCCCAAAUGCAAAAACAGCACCUGCAGGAUCGAAACCCCAUGCUCCUCAUUGAAGGUGGGAUGAGUGUCUCUGUCUGGAGUAUGUGGGGGCUUUUGGUGCUGUGGGGCUCUUGGUUGGGUUGGGUGGAGGAACAUCUCUGCAGAGUGGCUAUUCCUCUUUCCUGCCCCAGUCUCCAGUCCCAACGAGGGAGCGCUGCCAGUUUGGAUUCUCCCUCCCCCAUUUUAUCCCCUGCAAAAAUGGGCGAUGGGCAAACCUCCCAUUUAACAGCACUUGCGACUUCAAAGCACUCUGCAAAUGUUGUCAUUGUGACAUCAUGUAUUGGACUGUUGGUCAACUCCAUCCACUUGCCAAAUUUGGCCAACAAGGCUGAUCUUGAGAAGGAUCUGGCCCAUGGGGCUAGAAAGGUUCCCUUGUCCUGCUGUAAGGUAUCAGCAUCGUCAUGGAGUGUCAGUGUGCAGCUAAUAUGAAGUAUGCACAUUCUCUGUGGUGGUUGCCAAUGUGGUGCCCACAAGUGCCAGUUUGCCCAGCAGUAUCCCCUAUGGUGCCCACAAAAAGCCUCCAUAAAUAUCUCCUUGGAAAGCCACAAUACAAGAGAGACCAAUCUUCUUGCUUCACUUCUGUUUGCAUUGGGUUAACCUCUUGCACUUUGGAAGACAAUCCUUUUGCAGCCAGUGCCCAUGUCACUUUCUCAAAAUUUUAAAUGUGUCCCCUGGCCCCAAAAGGUUUGUGGGCCUCUGCAGCGGUUUCAGCUUUUAAGUGAUUAACAUGAGACCUCUUGCCAUGGCUGUUUUCAGGCCAGGGGGAUUUUGUGCGGUGUUUCUACUGUGAUGGUGCUUUGAGGAACUGGGAGCGUGGAGAUGACCCAUGGAUGGAGCAUGCUGUUUGGUUUCCAAGGUAACACAUCCCUAUUGACCCUCACACACUUACAAACACACACUCCUCUUUCAGGAACAGAGAACAAUUGAUAUGUGGAUUCACAAACCUCCUGCGUAUAGCUAGUAACGUCCCACAGGACAAUAGCAAGUUGACCCACCUAACUGGUGAUGCCAACUUUCCCAGAUUCAACUUGGAAACUCUUGUUAAACAAUAACCUUGCAUGUUCAGGAAACCUGUGCCCAGAAGUAGAUAUUCAGUGUUUACAAGGAUAGGAUUUUCCAAUUGUUUGCCUAAGCGUUCAGAUGCUAGCGUUCUUUUCCUGCUUUGAAAGCAGAGAGACCUAGCUUAAUUGCACAUGAUUUCUGCUAGAAAGGCACAGACCCCCUGACUAUCUAGUGAACACACUGGACUGAAUGGAUGCGCAUUGCAGUUCCGCACUGAAUACUCACCAGCUUGCUAUUCUGCAUCCUUUUUGCAUUCUGUGCAAGAGGUCACUGCUGGCUGUCUUUUUUUAUGUAGAAGUGUAGCAACAAGUUCCUAAACCAUUUCACAUAUUUGCAGCUGCAAACACAGGUAUUUUUCCCCCUUUCUGAUCAACACUACUAUUAUUAUUAUUAUAGUAAUAUUAUUAUUAUGGCUGGGGCUUUUUUUCUUUGAUCCUCACACACCCUCCCCUCCUCCUGUGUGGCAAGCGACUUCUGGAAAAUAGUGAGAAUUCCCAAAGCAUUUUGUUGUACAGUCUGAUUCAACAGUUCAAAGGGAGGACAGAAGGCCAAAAUGUCACAGUCUGAGUGCAAGUGAAAUCCACUUUGGUGAUGUGCUAUGACUGAUGGCAAUAACUGAUGACCUGCAAUAAAAGUAAACGCUAUCUGUGAUGCUUCGAGUAUCACUGCUAUUCCUAUGAGAGUUUAGAUUUUAGAUUCUUUCUACAUGGCCGUCACAGUAUUGGGACUGUUUCAUCUUCUCUUCUCCCAUCCCACAUCUAUAGGUGUAAAUUCUUGCAGCAGUCCAGAGGGAGUGACUUCAUCAACAGUGUUCAAGAAGCGCAUAUCAAUCCUAUACUCCCGGUGAGUGUGUGUGCUUGUGCAUGUGCAUGUGUCUGUUUGUGUGUGCAAGUGUGCACAUGAAUGCAGUUAUUACAAAAUGAUGCAUAUCAUUUGUUUCCAGGAGGACAACUUACAUUGGCCUGAACAACAUCCCACCAGCUCCCAAGGUAAGUACUUCUGUAAUUUUGAGCUCUUACCUCUGUUGAUAUUGUUCCAAAGGUUGGAUGCCACCUCCAAUCUCUGCCAAGCUGUGGCAAGCAUCCAGGAGGGGUUCCAAGUGCUCACUCCAGGGUCUGUGUUCCUUUGAUAAUCAUAGACACAGUGGAGGCUUCCUUAGCUUUAAAAAAUAUGAUUUAUUCACAUAUUUACACCUGAAUUUGGAUGGAGGGAGUCCAGAUCUUACAGCAGGGUCAUCUCAAAAGGGGCUUGCUCCCCACAGCAGUGCCGCAGUGAAGCCCAAGGCUUCUCUCCCGCCUUUUCUAUGUCCAGGCACCCAAUAUCUUUCUGCCCUUUUUUUCAACUAUUGCAAGGCUCAUGCCAAAAGCCCCAUUUUGGUACAAAAUAACUCUUUCACACAUGUGUUAAGAUGCUAUAGGUUCUCAUGUAAACACUUGAACUUCUUAAAAUCUAUUUUGGGCUUCUAAAUAUAUUUGGAGUAGGGAAACCGACCUUGUGAACAGGGACUCCCAAUACAUGUCAUAUUCUCUCUGUGUGUUUUAUGCACAGAGCCUGCUCAGAGGCAAGCAGAUUCUCAGAGAGUGAGGAGAGAGACAGAAACAGGACGUCCAAAUGAACCAGGUAAGGUUGGUGGAAGAGAGUGAAGCAGAGCGGCCAGGUGGGAUAGGAGCAGGUAGCCUAAUUCUUGGCUAAGCAAAAUAACUCAUUUCUCUGUAACACAUCUAAAGACCGGCAAAAGCGCUCGGAGACCAAGGUGUCUUCACAUUACCAUCUUGGAGCACAAUGAAGAGGUUUGCUGUGUUCCCUGGUUGUUUCCACAGUGCUUCCCCAGCUGUUCACAUCAGUACAGUUUAAUUAGUGUCUGAUUCAUUUCUCUGAGUAUUGGCAGGGUGAGGAUGUCUUCUUCACCUCCUGCAAACAUGUCCACACCUUGGCUGGAGACGAAUUAGGAGUGGCUUAAGGACUUCAAUCAGUGUGAAGCUAGUUUGGGAAACAAUGCAUCAAAUAGCAAUAUUUCACAACAAAGCACAGGAUGCAUAUGCAUUUGGGAGCAAUGUUGUGAGACCAAAAAUUAAGAACCCAGUGCUGGAAAUGCAGCGAGUGCACAGUAAACAGAAGUUGUGAAUGCAGCUCUAUAAACAUGUGUCCCAUAACACACUUGUUGGGGCAAGUGUUUGGAUGCUAAAGGGCUUGGACACAACUGUUAGGAAUUACCAGAAUGAAACUAAAAUCUACUCUGAGUAGACCCACUAAAAUCAGAUGGCCCUGCCCAUUAAUUUAAAUGAUUAUGACUAACAAUGGAUACAACUCCGGAUAUCUGAGUUUGUUUUGAUGGCUGGUUUGUGGCUUUAACAUGGUUUUUGUGGGUCUGACCUCAGUAGAAAGCUGUGGCCUUGAGUCUGUGAGCAUUCUGAAUCUUAUCAUGCAGGGAUAGUCUGUGUGGUUUGAGAGUUUCUCAUACUCUUGACCCAACUACUUCAAGAGUAUGAAAAAUUUCAAGUGAUAGAAUUAAGAGGUUAUAGUACUAGUACUAAUGGCUACAAAGUAAAUGCAACUUGACGUGACAUAUUUCUUAGGGGGAUCGUUGCCAAGCAAGUCUAGUCUGUCAGUGUUAGCUUGGUAUCAACAUAGUUUCUAUUUUUUUUAAAAAAAAAACAACGUAAUUUGUUCCGCUAUAUGCAACACAUAGAGGGGACGCGGGUGGCGCUGUGGGUUAAACCACAGAGCCUAGUACUUGCCGAUCAGAAGGUCGGUGGUUCGAAUCCCCACGACAGGGUGAGCUCCCGUUGCUCGGUCCCUGCUCCUGCCAACCUAGCAGUUCGAAAGCACGUCAAAGUGCAAGUAGAUAAAUAGGUACCGCUCCGGUGGGAAGGUAAACAGUGUUUCUGUGCGCUCCUCUGGUUCGCCAGAAGCGGCUUAGUCAUGCUGGCCACAUGACCCAGAAGCUGUACGCCGGCUCCCUCAGCCAGUAAAGCGAGAUGAGCUCCGCAAUCCCAGAGUCGACCACAACUGGACCUAAUGGUCAGGGGUCCCUUUACCUAUGCAACACAGCAAAAUAAAAACUGCUCACAAAACAGUGCACUGAGCACCAUCCAAAAGAGCCAUGUUGUGAAAUGUAGAUUGCUUAAGUAGGGGGCUUUGUCCAUUUGUCAAGGGUUACUUGGUUCUUAAAAUAUUCCAGUGUUUGGGUUCAUAUGACCAAUUUUCACAGUGGGAGAAUGUUGACUGAAGGUGCUAAUUUCUCUUGACAAAUAAGUCAGUAUAAACUUACAGAAGAACAGGGAUUUUCCCCAGACUUCCUGGGCUCCAGCCCAACCCCUUUUUUCCACAACAUGGAAACUCUGGACUACAAGAUUGUCGUGUGGCACCAAGCAAUCAAAACGGCUCUUUUGGCUGCUCCUGAACCUUUCUCCUUCCUCUUGCUAGAGUCUCCUGUGAGCACGGAGGAGGAGCUGCGCCGGCUGCGGGAGGAGCGCAUGUGCAAAGUGUGCAUGGACAAAGAUGUGUCCAUCGUGUUGGUGCCUUGUGGCCACUUAGUGGUUUGCACAGAAUGCGCUCCUAAUCUAAGACGCUGCCCCAUCUGCAGAGGGGUCAUCCAUGACAGUAUGAAGGCAUUCCUCUCUUGAACUGGGAAGGUGGGUAAAAAAGGUACUACAGGAAAUAUUGCCGAACUGAGGACAUUGUCCAAGCCCCAUUGUACAAGCAAUAAUCCUUAUGCUUACUUAAUGGUGCAUGCGAUAGAAGCCAAAGUAACUUUUACACCCUUGGUCUGCCAUACCUAACCAUAGUGGCAGGUUCAGGUAUGCUCUCAACCACCCUGCCCAGAAUACCUCGCCCUUCCUCAAAGCAAGGCAAUGUGUGUGUGUGUGUGUGUGUGUGUGUGUGUGUGUAGGGGGUGACAGAUACACUCACUGAGUGGUCAGAAGAGGUGCCAGGUUGCCCCCAAGACUGAGGGGGCUCAGCAUGUGUCGCACGUGUAUGAUGUCAUGUGUGUGACAUCACAUUGUCUGGACGAAGCUGAGUGUUCUGGAGGAGCCGGCUAUUGAUGCUGCGAUGCACAAUAUGUGAUGCAUGUGACGUCAUGCGUGCGACGUGGCCAGCUCCCCUCCAUAUUGAGGGGGCCUAGCCCACUUCCAACAAAUAUUCAAGGGGCUGCAGACCUCUUGGCCCUCUAGAACUGGUAUGCCUGGUGGUUAGCCAAGGGUGCCGGCAGCAGGUUCAGUAGCCAAUAAUGAGGUAUGCAGGGCCUCCAGUAAGGGGAGAAUUGCCAGUUGUGUCAUUUCUCCUCAUGAUGCAGCUGGCCAUGCAGAUCUACAGAGCCAUUUCGCAGAAACCUUUGUGUGUCCAGCUGCCAGCAGAGAGAUGUUUUGAAGACUCGUCUGCCAUUUGUCAGCUGGAGAGGCUUCAUGUUGGCAGUACUCCUGUACUGAAGCACUCCUUAUGUAUCCAUUGGAAUAGUCUGCUCAGAAUGCCAGAAUAGCAACUGAACACAAGAGCUUUCUGGAUGAGGCCAGUGGCCCAUCUAGUCCAGCAUCCUGUUCUCACAGCGGCCAGCAGGACCCUGAGUGAGUCCUCUCCCCGCUUGUGAUUCCGCAGUAGCUGAUACUGGGAAGAAUACUGCAACUGUGCACAGAAAGGUGGGAGACAAACUGCCACUCAUUCACGCAUGAGAGGAAUUGGCAAGUAGCAAUUCCUAUGGGAAAGAUUGCCGGAAGAAAGCGUUCCUGAAUUGAAAGGAAAUGGUUUGCAUGAGGAAGGCACAACAUCUGCUUUGCAUGAAGGUCCCAGGUUCAAACAUUGGUAUUUCUAGGAAGGGACUCUUGCCUGAAAUCCUGGAGAGCUGCUACCCAUCACUAUAGACAGUACUGAGCGAGAUGGACCAGUGGUCUGACUCUGUAUGAUGACAUAGCUCCCUCUGUUCUUUCAGAAUCUUCAGAGGCCAGAUACUUGCUGCUUGAUGGACCCGUUUUGGCCCACAAUGACCCAGCCGGAGGGGACAUCAACUGA
Podarcis lilfordi (Lilford's wall lizard) is the source of this 7029-nucleotide messenger RNA. The record is from the annotation of a GenBank genome assembly. Lineage: Eukaryota; Metazoa; Chordata; Lepidosauria; Squamata; Lacertidae.